CAACGCAGGGAUGUGGAUGUGAUUGGUGCAAGCAGGUCUCGGUCUAAGCACAGAGAGGAGGGCUUGUUUCAUUCAUUCAUUCUUUGUGUUCCGGUGGGGCGGUGCUCAGAAGGUGGUGCAUGCUCCGCUUGCUCGGGAGAUCUGGGUCAACAGUUUGUAAUAAAAGAAGUCUGGGAGUAUAACAAGUGUGUCACGGCUGGAUUCGCUGUCAGAGACGGUACUGUUCAGAGGCAGUGGGCGCGCUAUAAGGAGGCGGGACAGAUGGGAGUAAGAAUCAGUCACAGGAGCGUGCUGGAGGCUGCUUGGCUAUGUUGUUUGCUGGCUGUCCAGCUGCACAGCUGCCCAGAUACCUGUAGUAAGUGUUCAGACCCAGAAACUAACCAGUGUGAGGAAUGCAGAGCAGGAUGGACACUCCAUAAUCACACCUGUGUAGACAUCGAUGAGUGUGGCACUGAGAUGAGUAACUGUUCUCCCAACAGCUAUUGCUUCAAUACGGAGGGUUCCUUUGAGUGCAGAGACUGUGCCCCGGCCUGCGUGGGCUGUAUGGGUGGUGGACCAGCACGCUGCAGAAAAUGUGCUUCUGGGUACAGGCUGACAGACUCUAAGUGUUUGGAUGUAGAUGAAUGCAGUGACAGGGUACUGGCCUGUCAUGGUCUGGAUGAGCUUUGCAUCAACACAGCAGGUUCUUACCGCUGUGACUGUGCUGAAGGAUUCAUCCGCAAGGAGACUGUUUGUGUGAAGAAGGAGAGGCCCAGUGAUCAGGAGAAGGGUCUGUUUGAGGAUCUCCAGGAUGAUGAGGUGGAGGUGUUGCAGCAGAUGCUCUUCGGGGUGGUGCUAUGUGCUCUGGCCACCCUGGCUGCUAAGGGAGAUUUGGUCUACACAUCUGUGUUCAUGGGAGCAGUGGCAGCCAUGGCAGGCUACUGGCUUUCUGACAGGGGAGACCGUUUGUUGGACAGCUUUCUAAAGGGGCGUUAA
Monopterus albus (swamp eel) is the source of this 975-nucleotide messenger RNA. RefSeq names its product cysteine-rich with EGF-like domains 1a (gene creld1a). The record is from RefSeq and is a predicted model, not a curated record. The transcript has 6 exons. Gene Ontology annotation, molecular function: calcium ion binding. NCBI's taxonomy places the organism in Eukaryota, Metazoa, Chordata, Actinopteri, Synbranchiformes, Synbranchidae. The coding region runs from base 262 to 975 and encodes 237 amino acids.